Molecule: messenger RNA, 1983 nt
Organism: Sclerotinia trifoliorum
Lineage: Eukaryota; Fungi; Ascomycota; Leotiomycetes; Helotiales; Sclerotiniaceae
Source: the annotation of a GenBank genome assembly
UCUCAGAAGAGCUGAGACCCACAUCCCGUUCUCGUUGUCACAUUAACAAGUCUAGGACUCUUCUUCUUUGAACUUCCAUCAAGUCUAUCUUUAAAGGAGCGAUAUAUUCGCCCUUCUGCUCUUACCACUUGCUUUAAAUCAUACUUUAAUAACAAUCAUGAUGGGCCUCACACGAAGCACCCUCGUUGUUCUCUUUUCCCUUUCCCUUCUCCUCCAGCCACUUGCAAACGCUCAAGAUCAGGCUCAAGGUCGACCUGGUGCUUCUGCUCAAGCUCCUGCUGCCGGCAGACCCGGCGCUUCUUCUUCCGAUCAAGUACCGGUCCAGGCGUCAGCUUCAAGUCAGGCUCCUGCUGCUGGUCGACCUGGUGCAUCAACUGCUCCCACGACUGAUCCCGCCCAACCACGCCCAAAGGUCUAUUCCUGUCCUGCUGACAAUGGAGCAAGAUAUACAACUGGAAAUGGAGUCACCUUUGAGCUCAAGUGCGACCACGGAACUAUAGCUAAACCGCUUGAUAAUACCAUUACGAACACACAAAAAGAUUGUGCCGACUAUUGCUCUACGCUCAGUAACUGCCAGUCUUGUGAUUGGAAUAUAAACAGCAAGCUAUGUGCCACGAAGCAGCAGGUUUGUAUUUUAACCCUUAUUCGAGUUCGCACCCGAUUCGCUAACUUCAGCAGUACAUACCAGUAAGUAUUACUAAGCGAGAACGAGAGACCUUUCUUUCGCCUGCUUUCCACUAACGAGUGAAGACUUUUCCUCUUCCAGGAACGCACACGUGGUUUCCUCUCGAAGAGCGAAGCCAGCGCCCCGAAACAGAGUACCGCUCACCGCCCGACUGUCCCGCAGCUAAGGUAGCCCUUUUAGAAAGUGUGACCACCAGUGCCACUUUCACAGCUGAUGGCGAAUGUCCAAGCAGUAAGAGCAUCUUCAACCUAUAGACAAUGUACUUCUCAUUGACAACUUCAGAUGAUGGAAAGAUCUUCUUGACUCCUCAGGGCACGUACUUCCAAGUCAAGUGUGGUACACAGAAUACAGCUCAAGUUACACUUCCCGACAGCAGACCACUUCAUGAUUUUGCAGAAUGCAUGACCGCCUGUGCAGAUAAUCCCGAAUGCAACAGGUAAGAAUAGGCAAAUGGAUCUACAAGGAAAUUACUGACCUGAAAUAGUGUAACUUUCGCUAGUGGAAAACCUGACUGGCAAUGUAAAAUGUUUGAAAGUGGUGUCGAAACAUUGGCCGCAGACGCUACAAGUUGUUACUAUCUAUUCUUCAUUUGAUUACGUAGUAUCUAAUUGCUCUUUACAGAAAACAAAGCCUCCGCAGUCGUUAUUGAGCCACCAACUUCCGCAAAGAAGGACGACCUGGUAUAUCUCUGCUCAACUGAAUGCCCAAAUGCUGACGGACAAACAUGGGAUUCUCCAACGGGACAAGUGAGUAUCCAAACAUGAAAGGAUAAGUUUCAAACUGUGACUAAUUAUUGAUUAGAAAUUCCGUAUGGACUGUUGCAAGAGGCAUGGAACGAUUACAAUAGGACAAACCCAAGCAGGCUCUUUGGAAGAAUGUAUGAAGAUAUGCUCCUUCACUCUAGCUUGUCAAAGUGUGGACUUUCAACGAGACACUGGACGUUGCUACUUUGGAAAACAUUCCGGCGCGCCAACCAUUGCAGCAUCUGGAUGGGCGUCUGCUUAUGCCGUUGGUUGUUCUGGAGCUUGCAAGAAAGAGGGAUGCUGUGGUGGAGCUUGAAGUUGACCAUCAUAGCAUCUGGACGGGCGUCUGCUGGAGCUUGCUAUCACACACGUGAUAUCUGUCACGUGUUUCCACCAAACCUAUUGUUAGAUGAAGAUCUGCUAAGGGACAUCUCUUUCCACCAAUUUUUUUAUUAGUUUAUUGACUUCCAUCUCGUUCAAUCUGAAUUGGUCUGUAGGUGACUGUGAAAUUAUUGUAGAGUAACCAAAAUUCAAAGUCAUAAAGGCCGUUGAGCU